Molecule: messenger RNA, 1593 nt
Organism: Colletotrichum acutatum
Lineage: Eukaryota; Fungi; Ascomycota; Sordariomycetes; Glomerellales; Glomerellaceae
Product: Manganese/iron superoxide dismutase
Exons: 2
Coding region: 139-1170 (343 amino acids)
Biological process (GO): superoxide metabolic process
Molecular function (GO): metal ion binding; superoxide dismutase activity
Source: RefSeq, a predicted model, not a curated record
CGUCUUGCGAUGCAAGAUGCAAAUUUCAUCUUGUAAGCUGAAGCCAUCACCAAAUGCUCCCUCCGACCCGUGGACCCACCCCGAAAAUGACCCCACAAAAGUUCGGAACGUCUUCGCGCCUCAAUCAUAAGGCCACAAAUGAACGCGCCAAUUGGACACGCGGGAACAGCCGUCCCAAAAAAAGUUCACCAUCGUCGAAGCUCCCGGCCUACAGCUUUCCCUUUCGUCGGCGAAGCCUCCCUAUCACGCCCCCCGUACCGACUUUCUCUCCCAACUCCACCGGCGAACGUCGAAAGAGGACUCCAUUAUACACAUACCACAACAAUGUUCUCACGACUAAGGUUACCGCGCAUCGGCGCGGGCAUCGCCGCCGCCGCCAGAGCAGCACCGGCCAGACCUCUUCAGCAGCGCUCGAUACACUACGUCCCCCAGCUCUCCCACGACUUCAAGGACGGCGUUCCGGGCCUGCUGUCGGCCGACGGCUACGACAUGGCGUGGAACCAGUACAUGACGCUUGUCCUUGACAAGCUCAAUGCCUUGAUUGCAGGCACCGACCUCGAACAGCGCGAUGUCAAGCAAAUCCUCCUCGCCUCAGCCCAGGACCCCUCCCAAGCCCCCGUCUUCAACAACGCCUCCAUGGCGCACAACACCCACUUCUUCUUCAAGAACAUCACCCCGAACCCAAAACCCAUGCCCGAGUCCCUCGCUGCCGAGCUCUCCCACUCCUUCUCCUCCAUCGACACACUCCGCCGCGAAAUGAUCCUCACCGCCUCCUCCAUGUUCGGCCCGGGCUUCGUCUGGCUCGUCAAGGCAGGCCACCAAGACUACCGCAUCCUCACCACCUACCUGGCCGGUUCCCCCUACCCGGGCGCCCACUGGCGCCUCCAGAGCACCGACAUGAACACCGUCGGCCUGGGCGGCUCCGCCAACAAGUACUUCCAGCGCAGCGCCGCCGCCCAGAGACCCGGAACGAAGCCGCCUGGCGCGCUGGACGCCGUGCCGCUUUUGUGCCUCAACACGUGGGAGCACACGUGGAUCCGCGACUACGGGCUCGGCGUCGGCGGCCGCGGCGGUAAGAAGGCGUUUGCUGAGGCGUGGUGGGAGGUUAUUGACUGGGAGGCUGUCAACCUCGCGGCGGACAUUCCUUCUCGGCCACAGUUCAUGCGGUAAACGAAGAAAAAGAAGGGGGCAAAUGAUGACUUGUGUGGGGGUCUCUAAGAGUUUGGCGGAAUCAGGCCUGGUUGGGUUAGGAAACGAUUGGCUACGCGAGUACCAAUCACCCACAACAGAGCCUGAACCAAACCUGGCGAAAGAGAAUUGGAGCAGAUGCGGAGAAAGGGGUGAGAACCCUGCGAGAUGUCCCAACCUCAGCACUGCAAGUCUUUGUGUGGAUAGUAGCAGAGGAGGGGCGGGCUGGAGGAUUACAUGUAGGAAUUAUCAAAAAGGCAAAGAGGAAGCUGUAAGAAUAGAAAACCGCUGCAUAUACUAAAGAUGGGGGGAUUGUGUUGCAGAAUAACAAUGUACUAUUCCUGUACCACCUUACUUAGACUUCUCAUCUUGUCCGCAAUCAAAGAUCGUGUCACUACUCUGUAA